Messenger RNA from Aspergillus lentulus, 1548 nucleotides. RefSeq lists its product as uncharacterized. NCBI's taxonomy places the organism in Eukaryota, Fungi, Ascomycota, Eurotiomycetes, Eurotiales, Aspergillaceae. The record is from RefSeq and is a predicted model, not a curated record.
AUGUCCCCUUCCUGCUCAAAUACGGCACAACUCGGUGUACGUCUGAAACGAUAUUUAUCGACUCAUCUGUCCUACAGAACCCGCCGAAUACGCUGCGACGAGACAUGGCCCUCCUGCAAGCGUUGUACCAGCACAGGCCGUCGCUGCGAUGGCCCUUCUCUUACACAAACUAGCCCAGUGGCACUUUCAUUCGCUGAGACAUGGACAUUGACGUCCACGGUGAGAGUGCGCCAACUCCCCAGGUUAUGGGAAGAAAGCGAACAGGACGCUCGGUACGUGCAAUACUUUAUCGAGUGCCUCUGCCGGGACGUACCCAGCGGCGGCGGCGAAUACUCGCACUGGCGACCUCUCAUGAUCCAAGCCAUGCACCAGGAGGUUGCUGUUCGUCGAGGUGUUGUCGCACUUGGCGCGCUUAUGCAGGAACGACUAGCGCACGGUUCAGUGAGGAUACAUGGGUUCGAUGCGCCUCCUCGAAGCGGACGAUAUCUGUUCGGGCUGAAAAAGUACGGCAGAGCGUUGGCUUCCUUGCAGGAAUUGGUCAAGGAUAUGGGGAAUGACAGGUAUCUCACGCAGGUGGCCCUGCUCUGCGGAAUUAUCUGUAUAUGGUUCGAGAUUCUCAUGCGGGAUUAUCUUGCCGGGUUGAGCCACCUGGAGAUGUGCUUGAAGAUCGUCCGCACUGCAGGUCCAUUGGGGAAUGUCGACUCGGAUAUCCAAAGAGCAUAUGCGCGGAUGGACAUGCAAGCGUCGUUGUACGUCGGGAUCCGCGCCCCCGUCACCGUCCCCGAAGAAAUGUCCCCGAUCCCCUACGUCUUCGACUCGUUCAGCCAGGCCGAAACCUGCCUGAUGGAGGAGUACGCCCGAGUCGUCCACUUUUACCGUAAUGAAGGCUACGUCUAUCGUACAAAUCAACCAGAUGGUGUUCCGCUGGAGCUAGUUGCGUACACACAGACCCUGCAAGCGCGUCUUGAGCUCUGGAAGUCGGCAUUCGGCUACUCGUAUUCGUGUCAGAAGGCGCAAGGGAGUCCGCAGACUUCUGCGCGUGCUUCUCUCCUGCUCAUUCAAUAUUACAUCGCGCUGAUCACCGCAUCUACGUCCGUCUACGCCGAGGAAACGCUGUAUGAUCGCUUUCUGUAUGCAUUCAAGCGGAUUCUUUCCCUGGUGAGAUCAUCCAACGCCUGCCAACAGAGCGCAGCUGCAACUUCGCUCGUCGGGGUUCCAAUGAAGAUGGGCGUCAUAUACCCGUUGUAUGUUGUCGCGACCAAAUGUCGAGACUCGGCGGUCCGGCAAGAGGCCAUCGACCUAUUGUCCUCAGCGCCAUAUCCGGAUGUAGUCUGGGAGGCGCCUAUACUGGCGGCAGUGUCACGGAGGGCGAAGGAAAUCGAGGAGCUGGGUCUAGACGGAAACGAGCCGAUUCCAGAGUUCAAGAGGCUUCAUGGCCUCGGGUGGGCAAUUGAUUAUGAAAGUCGCCAAGUGAGUGUGGAAUUCCGUAGACGGUCCAACGGAAUGGACGGGGAGUGGGACGAAUGGAAUGAAUGCCUUAGCUGGUAG